AUUCAGAGUUCAAGUUUAAACUCAGAGUUGGUUGAACCUCCUUAUUGAAACAGGCCCCAGUUCACAGAAAAGAUUCGGACUUCUCAUCACUGGUGAAAAGUUGGCAGCCCUAGUUAUUAUUAUUAUUACUGUUAACAUUGUAUGUGUAACUGGAAAGGUUACUCCAUACAACAUUAUCUUACAGUCCGUUCAGUUACAUGUUGUUAAAAUGACUGUUUGUGCAGGGCCUUUCUGCACAGGUGGAAAGUGCAGCUCGGGCUUUAGUCCAAAUAAUUGCAAGGGAUUUGACACCAGGCCGCUCCACAUCAAAUCCCCCACAGGCACACCUCCCCUCUCACUCUGUCUCUUUGCCCUCGCCCUCAUCCUCAUCUUCAUCCUCAUCCCUUCUGAUGCUAGAGUGAAUCAGGCCCUGAAAAGGCAAUUUCCUGCGAUUUUUAGUUCCCAAGGUGACCAAGCAAGAGGGAAAAGACGCUUUGUGACACAGCCAAGACACACCAAUACGCAAAUCAAAACAACUGAACUCCAGAUAUAUGUUUUAGCUGAACCAGCUGCUGCAAACACACCCAAACUCACUCCAAACAGUUCUGAAGAACUUGUUUUGGCACAUGCCGGACUUGGCAAGAGACUCAUUACAUUUAAAGACUCUGCCAAACAUGAUGAGAUUUUUGAUCAACUGGAGGACGAGUUUCCGAAGUUGAGAAGCCUGAAGAGAAGCUGGAUGUUUUACAAAGCCACCGGUGGAAGUGGGCGCCGGAAACUGUCCAUGCUGCUUACUGAUGCUGAGGGCUACACUUUGCGUGCACUCAAAUCUGCUUCCAACAAUGGGAAAAAUGUUCUCUACGUAGUUCCAAUUCAGGAAACUCUUUCAGUGGAUCCCCUACCCUAUGAUGCUCCUGAAUUUUGUAAGAUGCCCAAAGCAAACUGUGUGUCAUGUGGCCAGAAAAUGCCCCUUCAGAUGUUGGCCUUACAUGUAGAGGAAUGUUCA
This is a messenger RNA of Sinocyclocheilus anshuiensis, 985 nucleotides long. RefSeq lists its product as uncharacterized. The transcript is spliced from 4 exons. Lineage: Eukaryota; Metazoa; Chordata; Actinopteri; Cypriniformes; Cyprinidae. The annotation marks the transcript as partial. The record is from RefSeq and is a predicted model, not a curated record.